AUACAUGCUCUGAUUCACAGAAGGAAAAUAUACAGAGAGAAACCGAUACAUAUAGAGAGAGAAACAGAGGUUGAGGAGAGAGAAAGCAAAGCAGCAACAAUGGGGAGGGAUCUGAGCGACGACCAAGUCUCUUCCAUGAAAGAGGCAUUCACUCUCUUCGACACUGACGGCGACGGCAAGAUCGCUCCGACGGAGCUUGGAAUCCUGAUGCGAUCUCUCGGCGGAAACCCUACCCAAGCUCAGCUCAAAUCCAUCGUCUCCGAGGAAAACCUAAACUCGCCGUUCGAUUUUCCUCGAUUCCUCGACCUCAUGUCCAAGCACCUCAAGCCCGAGCCCUUCGAUCGCCAGCUUCGCGACGCCUUCAAGGUCCUCGACAAGGACGGGACUGGCUUCGUCGUCGUUUCGGAUCUCAGGCACAUUCUCACCAGUAUUGGGGAGAAGCUUGACCCGGCUGAGUUCGAUGAGUGGAUCCGAGAGGUGGAUGUCGGAUCCGAUGGGAAGAUCCGGUAUGAGGACUUCAUUGCUAGGAUGGUAGCCAAAUGAUGCGCUUGACAUUUCACAUGCAGGUAAUUUGGAAGCAGAAUGUGUGGUUUUCAUGCGCAAGGGACAAAUAUAUUUUCCUUGAAGUGUAGUAUUUUAUUGAGCACUUCUAAAUUGCAUUUUCAUUUGCCAUCUCUUUAGGUUCAUUUUCAGUAGUAUUUUUUUUUUUUUAAUUAAAUGUAUGCUGUCAAUGAUUUGGGCUUCUAGUGUUGGAAAGUGAUUUUUUAUAUUGUCUAGUUUUCA
This is a messenger RNA of Camellia sinensis, 783 nucleotides long. Its product is annotated as putative calcium-binding protein CML13. NCBI's taxonomy places the organism in Eukaryota, Viridiplantae, Streptophyta, Magnoliopsida, Ericales, Theaceae. Gene Ontology annotation, molecular function: calcium ion binding. The record is from RefSeq and is a predicted model, not a curated record. Gene Ontology annotation, cellular component: myosin II complex.